AUGUCGUCGGGUACUAUUCACUUCCCCGCCAUUCUUGUAACCGUCACCUGUAAUCCGCGCAGGUGUGUCCGCACCCCCCUGAGUGGACGAGAAAGAAAGGAUUUCUCGGGGCAACCCCCCAGGUUCCAGACCCAGGAGUAAACUUUCCCGUAUGAGCGUUCGAUAGGUCGUCUGAGGGUUCGCCGCGGUUCAUUGCUGUGCUUACACACUAGGCUACUCUUCUCCGAAAGCUCCGCAGGACCACCUACCACUAGUCUUCGGCCGGAGAGGUUUAUUGCAAAAAGGCCGGGACGCAGGCUCCUGAAGAGGGAAGCCCAACGAAUGUCAGAUGCAAAGCCCCGCACCUCAUUAAGAUCAUAUUGGCAUACUCUCCUAAAAAAAAAAGAGCAGACCCCAUUGAAGACGAGAGUGAGGUACAACAAGGCCAUUUCUGUCCACCGCCCUUCUCACGAAGCCGUACGUGGACGUUACCGCUCAUACAGCUCCCAGCCAGCAAGAGUUAGCCUUCCUCUACAAAGAAUGGAAGUGUGGAUGAAUGACAUCAAAUAGAGGAAUUCGGGUUUUUCUAUUCAUUUAUAUAAAUAAGAUGACAAGAGCACCCAUUUCACAAAAACCUACAGAUCUCCUCCCCCCUUGGUUAUUUUUACGCCAAAGAGACUUAUUUACAAGAUGUUCGAAAUCGCUGAUGAAAGGUUAUCAUAAAGAUAGGCGGAUGACUUUACUUAUCUGUAUAGGUCGGAUGUUUUCGUGAGCAGUAAGCAGAAAAUCUCCCCUUAUUUUGGGAAAAGCCGGUGGCCGCGUGUGAAUUCUUUCAAGGCAAGGGGCGGCCUGCUUCGACAUUGUUGUAUACUCUGAUCCGGUCGAGAUAGUUUUCGUUUACCAGCGCGUAGGUAGUCUAAGUUCCUAUGACCGAGUCUUUCUGGCCCCUGUGAACAUCGUUUCUUAAUGUAUUAAAGAGGGCCUCUCUAACCGGUGAAAAGUAGUGGGUAUCCACUAACGGCUAUUCCUGGCUCGGCUCCGAUAACGCAAUUCCGGGAGGAGUCGGUAGUUGGGCGCUGGAUCCUUUCGGACCUGGAGAACGUAUGACACUGGGUUGGAGUUUGGUGAACCAACUGGUCGUUCCUCUAGUUGAAGUAUCGGGCCCUUUUUUCGUUGCCUAGGUUACACCUUCGGAAUACCCCAGAAGGGAAUUUUUCUAUACUUCCUUCAAUCUUAACUUUACGCCACGCCGACCCCCCUUUCGUCAUAAGGCGUGGAAUUAGACCAAGGGUUGGUUUCUCAAGUAGGAACUAGUCCUUCUGAUUUCGCACGUAGGAGAUCGAGACACAGCCCCAGGACUAUAGAGAAAGAUGUAGAUCGAUCGCCCCCUAGAUAGACAACUACAUAGAGGGUCUCUACAAGUCUUUCUAUUCUUUCUUUCAGAACCUGCGUAAGAUCAAUAUCACAACCAAUGAAGUCUGCAAGUUUCACAUAUCAUAUAAAGUAAUACCCGCUCCGAUAGUUUACGAUAUAGAUAUAUAUGAGUUUACGAAAAAAUGAGAAGAAAAUAGAUUAAUGGAUAUCGGUAGUUGUCCGGUCGUACCCAAACAAUAAUAUUCCAGAAGAAAAUGCACCUAAGAUCAAAUAUUUCGAGCCGGCUUCCGUAGAAAAUUCAGACUUUCUUUUUGAUGCUGCGAUCACAUAAAAACAUAAACUUUGAGGCUCAAUAGCUAAAUACAUGGCAAUUAGAUCAUGAGCCGAGAUCAUAAAGAGCAUACUGCGAGUAGGAAGUGAAAUUAAUACAAUGAAUUCAAAAGCAUCAAACCUCUCUUGUUCGAAAAAAUCAAAACACAUCGAAAUGGUACCAGCCGUACUUAAUAAUAGAAGGAUUUGGCAGAAAUAUGUAAAAUUGUCCCUCUUAAAAAGAUUAUUCCAGAAUAAAUGGGCAAUAGUUAGGAGAGGUGCGCCAGCAGCGAGCAAAAGCAAGGUUAUUAGAUACCUCAGGAAAGCCCGGCCAGAACCACACGUGCAAGUUUCCCUGCAUGUGGCUCGUCCGUGAUAACUUCUUCGAAUUUGCGUGAACUAGCGGACCGAUCACUAAGUGAGGAUGCUCCCUACAGCAUGAGCGAACCUUUUCGGAACCGGUUAGGAAUGGGCGCCAUUACCCCAGCCCGGAUCCAGCCAGGUUCUAUUGAUCAUGUCCUCUUCCCAACAGUUGUACUUUGUCUUGGGGCGUCUUUGGCUUUACGAGAGAAAGCCCGCCGGAGAAAGCCAUGUGCCCGUAGGUAAGCUCUAUCUUUUUCUUUCAGAACCUGUGCUCGAGAAGGUCCCCCAGUUCCUCGGAAGCACCUCGAUCUUACAUGAGACUCGGGAUAUUUCCCACUCUUCGCUCAUCCAUUCUGCCCGCUCGUCCAGACGCGGCGCCCUUUCUCAUUAUCAUCUAC
Amaranthus tricolor (Joseph's coat) is the source of this 2423-nucleotide messenger RNA. RefSeq lists its product as uncharacterized. The record is from RefSeq and is a predicted model, not a curated record. Lineage: Eukaryota; Viridiplantae; Streptophyta; Magnoliopsida; Caryophyllales; Amaranthaceae.